Vanrija pseudolonga is the source of this 882-nucleotide messenger RNA. RefSeq lists its product as uncharacterized. The record is from RefSeq and is a predicted model, not a curated record. The coding region runs from base 187 to 882 and encodes 231 amino acids. The transcript has 3 exons. Lineage: Eukaryota; Fungi; Basidiomycota; Tremellomycetes; Trichosporonales; Trichosporonaceae.
AAAGCGACGUCCAUCAUUGAUCCGACUUGAAACUCAUCCAAACCUUACUUGAACGCGCUGCCCAAGCCUCAACCAUUUCACUUUCACACAAUCCCCCUCACCCUCCCUCUUCCUCUCUUACAUCUCAUCCCACAUCCAAUGCUCCAUCCCGCCUAGACACGCAGACUCUGCUCAUCGCGAAGCGAGAUGGGAAUGCGAAAGGCAAGGGAGUCGCUCACCCCGCAAGAGGCGCGUGAGGUCGCCAUCCUCGACGACAUUGCCAUUGAACUGGUACGCAAACUCAAGGCGCCAGAGGGCAAACAAACGCGCAUCUUGAAGGAUCUUCCCUUCCCAGUCAUCGACAUUGACACGGGCGACGCCAAGGACAAUUCCGAGACGUUUCGCGCGACCCUCGAGAAGCUCUUCUACAACCGUCUUGCCCAGAGUGAUUGGUUUGUCCACGAAGAAAUUCAGUCAUGGCUGCUCGACACUUGGACUGCAACCAUGUUCAGCAAGUUCUUGGACAUCAAGCUCGACCCCGUUCUCGGCGUACCAGCUGCCUUCACUACCACCAAGUUACCGAAUAAAGCCAAGCUCGAGGGUCUCGAAGGUCUUUCUCUCAAGCUGCCCUCCGACGACUACGUCGAUGACUAUGGCAUCGACUACUCUUUCAUCACCUGGGAGAAAACUCCCGUCCUCUCCAUUGGGCCCUUCCGCCUCGUGCGCAUCAGCUGCAACUCUUCAAGCAACAUCAACUGGGCAACGGCGCGUGCAGGGAGCUCGUACUAUGUCCAUCUGAUGCCGGACGGUGCCGAUGUCCAGGUCCUUCGGCCAGGUCGCAUCGUCAAGGAGGGCGAGCAACUCCGAGUAUGGUUCGGACCCUCGUAUGACGACGAGUGGUGA